GUCCCAUUAAGUUAAUGCAAGAUAUUGAGUGGAAAGUCCCAAGAGGUUAAAAAUAUGGUGGGGUUUAGUGUUCAUGAGCAUGAGUUCUGAGUGUAUGCUUUUGUUAAUAUAGACAUUUGAACAUGGUAGAGUUGUAUUGCCUGUGUUGGAAUUCCAGCUCUGUCAUUUACUAGUUGUGUGACCGUGGACAAGUUUCUUUGUUUGGAAAAUGGGAAUUUUCUAUCUCAUAGUGUUGUUUUGAGGAUUGUAUGAGUUAAUGUAAGUACUUAUUAAGUAAAAAUAGUGCCUUUAUGAGACUUAUCUAUAUAUUUAAUUUAAUACAUAACUCUUCUAAUGCCUAGUUACUGUUUCCUCUCCCCCUCCAAUGAUUACUAUUAUCCCGUAAUUAAACCUUUACCAUAUAUUCAGUUGAACCAGUCCUCUCUAAACAUGUUUUGUUAAAAUAGAAACUUUUUCAUUAGGUUUGUAAAUCUGUGUUAAUCACUUGGUAAAGUAUAUUUUAAAUGUCUCUAUCUUAUGAAUUUUAUUUUAGCUGUUAAACGUUUAAUGAAAGAAGCGGCAGAAUUGAAAGAUCCAACAGAUCAUUAUCAUGCACAACCUUUAGAGGAUAAUCUUUUUGAAUGGCACUUCACAGUUAGAGGGCCCCCAGAUUCUGAUUUUGAUGGAGGAGUUUAUCAUGGACGAAUUGUACUACCACCAGAGUAUCCCAUGAAACCACCAAGCAUUAUUCUUCUAACGGCUAAUGGACGAUUUGAAGUAGGCAAGAAAAUCUGUUUGAGCAUCUCAGGACAUCAUCCUGAAACUUGGCAGCCUUCAUGGAGUAUAAGAACAGCAUUAUUAGCCAUCAUUGGGUUUAUGCCAACAAAAGGAGAGGGAGCCAUAGGUUCUCUAGAUUACACACCUGAAGAAAGAAGAGCACUUGCCAAAAAAUCACAAGAUUUCUGUUGUGAGGGAUGUGGCUGCACCAUGAAGGAUGUCCUUUUGCCUUUAAAAUCUGGAAGCAAUUCAAGCAAGGCUGACCAAGAAGCCAAGGAACUGGCUAGACAAAUCAGUUUUAAGGCAGAAGUCAAUUCAUCUGGAAAGACUAUUGCUGAGUCGGAUUUAAACCACCCCUUUUCACUAAAUGAUUUACAGGACAAUAUACCUACAACAUUCCAGGGUGCUACGGCCAGUACAUCGUAUGCUGUGCAGAACCCCUCAGGACCACCCCUUCAACAGCCUGUCCAACCUGUAGCUAAGAACACCUCCAUGAGUCCUCGACAGCGCAGGGCCCAGCAGCAGAGUCAAAGACGGUCGUCUGCCUCACCAGAAGUGAUCCAGGGCCAGCAGCCAAGAGACAACCACACUGAUCAUGGCGGAUCUGCUGUACUCAUCGUCAUCUUGACUUUGGCACUGGCAGCGCUAAUAUUCCGACGAAUAUAUCUGGCCAAUGAGUACAUAUUUGACUUUGAGUUAUAAUGCUAUUUGGUGUCUUAAGAGCUGUGACUCAACUGCUUCAUUAAACAUUCUUCAUUGGGUAUAAUCUAAGAAUUGUUUACAAAAAAUUUAUUUUGUAUUUACCCUUCAUUCCUUUUUUGAUCCUUAUAAAUUCAGUAUAAAUAUAGCUAGACAUUCAGACUGUGUGUCCUGCUUAGUUUAAGGGACUAGAAGUCAAGUCCCUUGUCUCACUGUAUUACCUGCUUUACAGGGAAAUAAUUUAUUAUUUCUCAUGCCUCAGUUUCUUUUUAUGUAAAUUUGUGAUAGUUUUCUGUAUAACUCUUAAAUUUUUGGAUAAAAGAUGAUGUUUUAAGUUCCAAUGAGUAUUAGUAGUUACUCAAUAUCAUUUAUUGAGUACUCUGUUUCUACUUAUGUAGAAUGAUAUAGGGAUAAGAGUUGAAGAGGCAAAGUAAAAACCCUCCAAUAACUUACUUAAAAUGCCAUUCAUGGGGAACAUGUUGGGAUUACCCAUUCUGUGACAUGCUUUAUGUCCUAAACAUUUUCAGUGAAACUUACUAUUUGUCAAACAUUUAUGAAGAAAUAAGGUUACAUCUUGGUUACUCGAUGUUACUUGAAGAGGGAAUAUGCCUUGUAACCGCUUUGAUAUGCUAUUAACCAUUCUCUGCAAAGAGCACAUGAGAUUUAAAAAGAAAAAGAGGAAACAGUCCUCCAUAGAUCUUUGUUUUAAGGAAGGAAGGGUUCAAGCCAGGAAAUCACUUCAUUUUAUUCCAGAAGUUAAGUGGGAAUAUCUUAAGAUUUGAAUGUUUAGUCUGCUUUGAAUUGUAUAUCUUUUGAGAUGUAUAUAUGCCUCGCUUUGUAAUCACUAUAAAUUUAAUUAUUCUGGAAUAUGCAUAAUGUUGAACUAUUUCUUGUACCAUAUUAAUAGAAAAGCUCAGGGCCCAAGAGAUAGUAAUAGAAAUUAGAAAAACCUUUACAUGGAAUUGUCCACCUAACCAAAGCCCAAGAAAUAAUUUUCAGUGCAAAAUCAAUAUAUAACAUAGUGCUAGCUAGCUCCACAGACUCUAGUAGAUAAAUCCACCAUCAUAAUACCUAGUGAGAACAUAUAAUCAUAGAGAAACUUUGCCUUCAGUAUGUUCAGUAGCAACAUUGAAGGCACUCUUGAGAGUAUUAUUAGUAAAGACUUAAUUUUUAAAUUCAGGCAGCCCCCAGCUUUCAAAUAGGUUACACUCUAAAGGUGCAUUUGUAAACUAGUUUUUUUUACAACUCAAUGUUGUAAAUGGUGUUUAAGUUCUAGACCAGUCCACAAAAGUUAGUCCAUAAUGUAUCUUGAAUAUUUGGGGGGAUGGUAUCCAUAAAGUCCUUACACGGUUUUAACUAACUGAAAUUAUGGGCAAGAUAGAAACAAUUUGUGAAAUGAUUUUAAAGGCAAAUUUAAUUUUUACUCCUGCUAUGGGACUUUAGUUCGUUUAACUGUCACACAAUUUCUGUCUCUCUCAUAGCCAGUUUUCCUUUAUGUCUGCAUUUAAAAUAAGAGUAUAUUGUAUACUAUGAUAUAAUGCACAGUUGUCUUAAACUUUAAUAAAUGAGCAUUGUAAAAGUGUUUACAGAUUGUUUCUGUAAUAUCUGCAGCUGAAGGUGGUAAAGUCUAUAAAGCCCAAGGACUUUAUGAAGACCUCGUAUGUUAGGAAAAUUAUAGGUUACCAUUUUAUGACUUUAUUACCAUAAGAAAAUGCAUUUCUGAAGUCUUGGUUUAGAACAUAAGAUAUUAGAAAUAUUGGUUCAGUCAUCAGUGGUCUCCUAAUGAGAGGUCACUGACCCUGGAAGGUGCCGGAGAAGAAAUCCCUGUGCUCUCAGGCUAUGCAGAGAUUAAUCUUGUGCUAGGAACAGUCUUCCCUCGUUUCCUCUCAGCCACACCUGAGCCAGCCUCUGGAGCUAUGUGAUCUUGUUGCAUGUUUCCACGGGAUGUGCCUAUACUUUCAAAUUGAUUAAGCCAAGAAGAUUUUACAUUGUACAGAUCCUUUUCUAUCCGCUUAGCCUCUCUUCCCUCACCUGUCAACUGACAGACCACCUUCUUUGUUUGUGUUGGGAUUAAUUUUUAGCACCUGAUGUUCAUAUCUGAAAUUGGCAUCUUUUAUGCUCCUUCCCUUUCAGCUCAAGUAAGUUACUUAAAAAUCCUUAAGUUGUCAGUCUGGUCCCCAUUGUGGAGUUCAUGAGCAAAAUCAAUCUUUGGGGCCAUUCUUACUCAUAUCCCCACUUCAUGGGCCUCUUCAGAAAAUUUAUUUUAAAACCCCACUUUAACCCUUUAUGUACAGCAUAAGGUCAAAACCAGAUGUAUGACCUGGCAGGUAAAGGCUUAGGACUCAUUCUUUCCCCAGUCAUCCGAUUUAGGUAACUCUGUGACUUUUUCUUUGGCCAAACAUAGCACAUGCCUACAUACCAAGGUAGUUAAAAUAGCAUGCUUGAAAAGAUAUAUAAUGUCUGUUUCACCUGUAACUGUUUAAGCAAAUGAAACCUUUCAAAUUGUAUGUAUUGUGGGGCUUUUAUGUAGCACUUUACAUUUUCAUGCUGCUUAUUGUUUUUAUUCUACUGAAAUAAAUGAAUUUCAUCAAAA
Miniopterus natalensis is the source of this 4048-nucleotide messenger RNA. The record is from RefSeq and is a predicted model, not a curated record. NCBI's taxonomy places the organism in Eukaryota, Metazoa, Chordata, Mammalia, Chiroptera, Miniopteridae.